AUGCGGGCUUGUGCUUCUUCUGCUUGCGCUUCCUUUGCUCGUGCUUCCUAUUCUUGUGCUUGCUGUGCUUGUGCUUCCUCUGCUUGUGCUUCCUCUGCAUGUGCUUCCUCUACUUGUGCUUCCUCUGCUUGUGCUUCUUCUGCUUGCGCUUCCUCUGCUUGUGCUUCCUCUGCUUGUGCUUCCUCUACUUGUGCUUCCUCUGCUUGCGCUUCCUCUGAUAGCGCUCCUCUCCUUGUGCUUCCAAUGCUUCUGCUUCCUCUACUUGCGCUUCCUCUGCUUGCGCUUCCUCUGCGUGUGCUUUUUUGCUUGUGCUUCAUCUGCUUGUGCUCCUUUGCCUGUGCUUCCUCUGCUUGUGCUUCCUUUGCUUGCGCAUCUUCUGCUUGUGCUUCCUCUGCUUGCGCUUCCUCUGCUUGUGCUUCCUCUGCUUGCGCUUCCUCUGCUUGCACUUCCUUUGCUUGCGCUUCCUAUGCUUGUGCUUCCCCGGCUUGCGCUUCCUCUGCUCGCGCUUCCUCUACUUGUGCUUCCACUGCUUGCGCUUCCUCUGCUUGCGCUUCCUCUGCUUGUGCUUCCUCAGCUUGCGCUUCCUCUUUUUGUGCUUCCUCUGCUUCUGCUUCCUGUGCUUGCACUUCCUCUGCUUGUGCUUCCUCUGCUUGCGCUUCCUCUUGUGCUUCCUCUGCUUGCGCUUCCACUGCUUGCGCUUCCUCUGCUUGCGCUCCUCUGCUUGUGCUUCCUCUGCUUGUGGUUCCUCUGCUUGCGCUUCCUCUGCUUGUGCUUCCUCUGCUUGCGCUUUCUCUACUUGUGCUUCCUCUGCUUACGCUUCCUCUGCUUGAGCUUCCUCUACUUGUGCUUCCUCUGCUUGUGCUUCCUCUGCUUAUGCUUUCUCUGCUUGUGCUUCCUUUGCUUGCGUUUCCUCUGCUUGUGCUUCUUCUGCUUGCACUUCCUUUGCUUGUGCUUCCUCUGCUUGUGCUUCCUCUGCUUGUGCUUCCUCUGCUUGUGGUUCCUCUGCUUGCGCUUCCUCUGCUUGCGCUUCCUCUGCUUGUGCUUCCUUGCUUGUGCUUCCUCUGCUUGCGCUUCCUCUGGUUGCGCUUCUUCUGCUUGUGCUUCCUCUACUUGCGCUUCCUCGGCUUGUGCUUCCUCUGCUUGCGUUUCCUCAGCUUGCACUUCCUCUGCUUGCGCUCCUCUGCUUUUGCUUCCUCUGCUUGUGCUUCCUCUGCUUGUGCUUCCUCUGCUUGUGCUUCCUCCGCUUGCGCUUCCUGUGCUUGUGCUUCCUCUGCUUGUGCUCCCUCUUCUUGCGCUUCCUCUGCUUGUGCUUCCUCUGCUUGUGCUUCCUCUGCUUGUGCUUCCUCUGCUUACUCUUCCUCUGCUUGCGCUUCAUCUGCUCGCGCUUCCUUUGCUUCUUCCUCUGCUUGUGCUUCCUCUGCUUGUGCUUCCUUUGCUUGUGCUUCCUCUGCUUCUGCUUCCUUUGCUUGCGUUUCCUCUGCUUGUGCUUCUUUUGCUUGCGCUUCCUUUGCUUGUGCUUCCUUUGCUUGUGCUUCCUCUGCUUGUGCUUCCUUUGCUUGCGCUUCUUCUGCUUGUGCUUCCUCUGCUUGCGUUCCUCUGCUUGUGCUUCCUCUGCUUGCGCUUCCUCUGCUCGCGCUUCCUCUAUUUGUGCUUGCACUGCUUGCGCUUCCUCUGCUUGCGCUUCCUCUGCUUGUGCUUCCUCUGCUUGCGCUUCCUCUUUUUGUGCUUCCUCUGCUUCUGCUUCCUUUGCUUGCGCUUCCUCUGCUUGCACUUCCUCUGCUUGUGCUUCCUCUGCUUGCGCUUCCUCUGCUUGCUCUUCCUCUGCUUGUGCAUUGUCUGCUUGCGCUUCCUCUACUUGUGCUUCGUCUGCUUACGCUUCCUCUUCUUGCGCUUCUUCUGCUUGUGCUUCCUCUGCUUGCGCUUCCAUUGCUUGCGCUUCCUCUGCUUGCGCUCCUCUGCUUGUGCUUCCUCUGCUUGUGCUUCCUCUGCUUGCGCUUCAUCUGCUUGUGCUCCUUUGCCUAUGCUUCCUCUGCUUGUGCUUCCUUUGCUUGCGCAUCUUCUGCUUGUGCUUCCUCUGCUUGCGCUUCCUCUGCUUGUGCUUCCUCUGCUUGCGCUUCCUCUGCUUGCUGUUCCUUUGCUUGCGCUUCCUCUGCUUGUGCUUCCCCGGCUUGCGCUUCCUCUGCUCGCGCUUUCUCUACUUGUGCUUCCACUGCUUGCGCUUCCUCUGCUUGCGCUUCCUCUGCUUGUGCUUCCUCUCUUUGCGCUUCCUCUGCUUGUGCUUACUCUGCUUGCGCUUCCUCUGCUUGCUCUUCCUCUGCUUGUGCUUCGUCUGCUUGCGCUUCCUCUACUUGUGCUUCAUCUGCUUACACUUCCUCUUCUUGCGCUUCUUCUGCUUGUGCUUCCUCUGCUUGCGCUUCCACUGCUUGCGCUUCCUCUGCUUGCGCUUCUCUGCUUGUGCUUCCUCUGCUUGUGCUUCCUCUGCUUGCGCUUCCUCUGCUUGUGCUUCCUCUGCUUGCGCUUCCUCUACUUGUGCUUCCUCUGCUUACGCUUCCUCUGCUUGAGCUUCCUCAACUUUUGCUUCCUCUGCUUGCGCUUCCUCUGCUUGUGCUUCCUCUGCUUGUGCUUCCUUUGCUUGCGUUUCCUCUGCUUGUGCUUCUUUUGCUUGCACUUCCUUUGUUUGUGCUUCCUCUGCUUAUUCUUCCUCUGCUUGUGCUUCCUCUGCUUGCGCUUCCUCUGCUUGCACUUCCUCUGCUUGUGCUUCCUCUGCUUGCGCUUCCUCUGCUUGCUCUGCCUCUGCUUGUGCUUUGUCUGCUUGCGCUUCCUCUUCUUGUGCUUCGUCUGCUUACGCUUCCUCUUCUUGCGCUUCUUCUGCUUGUGCUUCCUCUGCUUGCGCUUCCAUUGCUUGCGCUUCCUCUGCUUGCGCUCCUCUGCUUGUGCUUCCUCUGCUUGUGCUUCCUCUGCUUGCGCUUCAUCUUCUUGUGCUCCUUUGCCUGUGCUUCCUCUGCUUGUGCUUCAUUUGCUUGCGCAUCUUCUGCUUGUGCUUCCUCUGCUUGCGCUUCCUCUGCUUGUGCUUCCUCUGCUUGCGCUUCCUGUGCUUGCGCUUCCUCUGCUUGUGCUUCCUUGUUUGUGCUUCCUCUGCUUGCGCUUCCUCUGCUUGCGCUUCUUCUGCUUGUGCUUCCUCUACAUGCGCUUCCUCUGCUUGUGCUUCCUCUGCUUGCGUUUCCUCAGCUUGCUCUUCCUCAGCUUGCGCUCCUCUGCUUUUGCUUCAUCUGCUUGUGCUUCCUCUACUUGCGCUUCCUCUGCUUGUGCUUCCUCCGCUUGCGCCUCCUCUGCUUGUGCUUCCUCUGCUUGCGCUUCCUCUGCUUGCGCUCCUCUGCUUGUGCUUCCUCUGCUUGUGCUUCCUCUUCUUGCACUUCCUCUGCUUGUGCUUCCUCUGCUUGCGCUUCCUCUGCUUGUGCUUCCUCUGCUUACGCUUCCUCUGCUUGCGCUUCGUGUGCUCCCGCUUCCUCUGCUUGUGCUUCCUCUGCUUGUGCUUCCUCUGCUUGUGCUUCCUCUGCAUGCGCUUUCUCUGCUUGCGCUUCCUCUGGUUGUGACUCCUCUACUUGCGCUUCCUCUGCUUGCGCUUCCUCUGCUUGCGCUUCCUCUGCUUGCGCAUCCUCUGCUUGCGCUUCCUCUGCUUGCGCUUCCUCUGCUUGCGCUUCCUUUGCUUGUGCUUCCUCUGCUUGUGCUUCCUCUGCUUGUGCUUCCUCUUCUUGUGCUUCCUCCUCAUGUGCUUCCUCUACUUGUGCUUCCUCUGCUUGUGCUUCCUCUGCUUGCGCUUCCUCUGCUUGUGCUUCCUCUGCUUGCGCUUCCUCUGCUUGCGCUUCCUCUGCUUGCGCUCCUCUGCUUGUGCUUCCUCUGCUUAUGCUUCCUCUACUUGUGCUUCCUCUGCUUGUGCUUCCUCUGCUUGCGCUUCCUCUACUUCUUGUGCUUCUUCUGCUUGCGCUUCCUUUGCUCGUGCUUCCUAUUCUUGUGCUUGCUGUGCUUGUGCUUCCUCUGCUUGUGCUUCCUCUGCAUGUGCUUCCUCUACUUGUGCUUCCUCUGCUUGUGCUUCUUCUGCUUGCGCUUCCUCUGCUUGUGCUUCCUCUGCUUGUGCUUCCUCUACUUGUGCUUCCUCUGCUUGCGCUUCCUCUGAUUGCGCUCCUCUCCUUGUGCUUCCAAUGCUUCUGCUUCCUCUACUUGCGCUUCCUCUGCUUGCGCUUCCUCUGCGUGUGCUUUUUUGCUUGUGCUUCAUCUGCUUGUGCUCCUUUGCCUGUGCUUCCUCUGCUUGUGCUUCCUUUGCUUGCGCAUCUUCUGCUUGUGCUUCCUCUGCUUGCGCUUCCUCUGCUUGUGCUUCCUCUGCUUGCGCUUCCUCUGCUUGCACUUCCUUUGCUUGCGCUUCCUAUGCUUGUGCUUCCCCGGCUUGCGCUUCCUCUGCUCGCGCUUCCUCUACUUGUGCUUCCACUGCUUGCGCUUCCUCUGCUUGCGCUUCCUCUGCUUGUGCUUCCUCAGCUUGCGCUUCCUCUUUUUGUGCUUCCUCUGCUUCUGCUUCCUGUGCUUGCACUUCCUCUGCUUGUGCUUCCUCUGCUUGCGCUUCCUGUGCUUGCUCUUCCCCUGCUUGUGCUUCGUCUGCUUGCGCUUCCUCUACUUGUGCUUCGUCUCCUUACGCUUCCUCUUCUUGAGCUUCUUCAGCUUGUGCUUCCUCUGCUUGCGCUUCCACUGCUUGCGCUUCCUCUGCUUGCGCUCCUCUGCUUGUGCUUCCUCUGCUUGUGGUUCCUCUGCUUGCGCUUCCUCUGCUUGUGCUUCCUCUGCUUGCGCUUCCUCUACUUGUGCUUCCUCUGCUUACGCUUCCUCUGCUUGAGCUUCCUCUACUUGUGCUUCCUCUGCUUGUGCUUCCUCUGCUUAUGCUUUCUCUGCUUGUGCUUCCUUUGCUUGCGUUUCCUCUGCUUGUGCUUCUUCUGCUUGCACUUCCUUUGCUUGUGCUUCCUCUGCUUGUGCUUCCUCUGCUUGUGCUUCCUCUGCUUGUGGUUCCUCUGCUUGCGCUUCCUCUGCUUGCGCUUCCUCUGCUUGUGCUUCCUUGCUUGUGCUUCCUCUGCUUGCGCUUCCUCUGGUUGCGCUUCUUCUGCUUGUGCUUCCUCUACUUGCGCUUCCUCGGCUUGUGCUUCCUCUGCUUGCGUUUCCUCAGCUUGCACUUCCUCUGCUUGCGCUCCUUUGCUUUUGCUUCCUCUGCUUGUGCUUCCUCUGCUUGUGCUUCCUCUGCUUGUGCUUCCUCCGCUUGCGCUUCCUGUGCUUGUGCUUCCUCUGCUUGUGCUCCCUCUUCUUGCGCUUCCUCUGCUUAUGCUUCCUCUGCUUGUGCUUCCUCUGCUUGUGCUUCCUCUGCUUACGCUUCCUCUGCUUGCGCUUCAUCUGCUCGCGCUUCCUUUGCUUGUGCUUCCUCUGCUUGAGCUUCCUCUGCUUGUGCUUCCUCUGCAUGCGCUUUCUGUGCUUGCGCUUCCUCUGGUUGUGACUCCUCUACUUGCGCUUCCUCUUGUUGCGCAUCCUCUGCUUGCGCUUCCUCUGCUUGCGCAUCCUCUGCUUGCGCUUCCUCUGCUUGCGCUUCCUAUGCUUGGGCUCCUCUGCUCGUGCUUCCUCUGCUUGUGCUUCCUCUGCUUGCACUUCUUCUGCUGUUGCUUCCUCUGCUUGUGCUUCCUUUUCUUGCGCUUCCUCUGCUUGUGCUUCCUCUGCUUGCGCUUCCUCUGCUUGCGCUUCCUCUACUUGCGCUCCUUUGCUUCUUCCUCUGCUUGUGCUUCCUCUGCUUGUGCUUCCUUUGCUUGUGCUUCCUCUGCUUGUGCUUCCUUUGCUUGCGUUUCCUCUGCUUGUGCUUCUUUUGCUUGCGCUUCCUUUGCUUGUGCUUCCUUUGCUUGUGCUUCCUCUGCUUGUGCUUCCUUUGCUUGCGCUUCUUCUGCUUGUGCUUCCUCUGCUUGCGUUCCUCUGCUUGUGCUUCCUCUGCUUGCGCUUCCUCUGCUCGCGCUUCCUCUAUUUGUGCUUCCACUGCUUGCGCUUCCUCUGCUUGCGCUUCCUCUGCUUGUGCUUCCUCUGCUUGCGCUUCCUCUUUUUGUGCUUCCUCUGCUUCUGCUUCCUUUGCUUGCGCUUCCUCUGCUUGCACUUCCUCUGCUUGUGCUUCCUCUGCUUGCGCUUCCUCUGCUUGCUCUUCCUCUGCUUGUGCAUUGUCUGCUUGCGCUUCCUCUACUUGUGCUUCGUCUGCUUACGCUUCCUCUUCUUGCGCUUCUUCUGCUUGUGCUUCCUCUGCUUGCGCUUCCAUUGCUUGCGCUUCCUCUGCUUGCGCUCCUCUGCUUGUGCUUCCUCUGCUUGUGCUUCCUCUGCUUGCGCUUCAUCUGCUUGUGCUCCUUUGCGUGUGCUUCCUCUGCUUGUGCUUCCUUUGCUUGCGCAUCUUCUGCUUGUGCUUCCUCUGCUUGCGCUUCCUCUGCUUGUGCUUCCUCUGCUUGCGCUUCCUCUGCUUGCUGUUCCUUUGCUUGCGCUUCCUCUGCUUGUGCUUCCCCGGCUUGCGCUUCCUCUGCUCGCGCUUCCUCUACUUGUGCUUCCACUGCUUGCGCUUCCUCUGCUUGCGCUUCCUCUGCUUGUGCUUCCUCUGCUUGCGCUUCCUCUUUUUGUGCUUCCUGUGCUUCUGAUUUAUUUGCUUGCGCUUCCUCUGCUUGCACUUCCUCUGCUUGUGCUUACUCUGCUUGCGCUUCCUCUGCUUGCUCUUCCUCUGCUUGUGCUUCGUCUGCUUGCGCUUCCUCUACUUGUGCUUCAUCUGCUUACACUUCCUCUUCUUGCGCUUCUUCUGCUUGUGCUUCCUCUGCUUGCGCUUCCACUGCUUGCGCUUCCUCUGCUUGCGCUUCUCUGCUUGUGCUUCCUCUGCUUCUGCUUCCUCUGCUUGCGCUUCCUUUGCUUGUGCUUCCUCUGCUUGCGCUUCCUCUACUUGUGCUUCCUCUGCUUACGCUUCCUCUGCUUGAGCUUCCUCAACUUUUGCUUCCUCUGCUUGCGCUUCCUCUGCUUGUGCUUCCUCUGCUUGUGCUUCCUUUGCUUGCGUUUCCCCUGCUUGUGCUUCUUCUGCUUGCACUUCCUUUGCUUGUGCUUCCUCUGCUUAUUCUUCCUCUGCUUGUGCUUCCUCUGCUUGCGCUUCCUCUGCUUGCACUUCCUCUGCUUGUGCUUCCUCUGCUUGCGCUUCCUCUGCUUGCUCUUCCUCUGCUUGUGCUUUGUCUGCUUGCGCUUCCUCUUCUUGUGCUUCGUCUGCUUACGCUUCCUCUUCUUGCGCUUCUUCUGCUUGUGCUUCCUCUGCUUGCGCUUCCAUUGCUUGCGCUUCCUCUGCUUGCGCUCCUCUGCUUGUGCUUCCUCUGCUUGUGCUUCCUCUGCUUGCGCUUCAUCUUCUUGUGCUCCUUUGCCUGUGCUUCCUCUGCUUGUGCUUCCUUUGCUUGCGCAUCUUCUGCUUGUGCUUCCUCUGCUUGCGCUUCCUCUGCUUGUGCUUCCUCUGCUUGCGCUUCCUCUGCUUGCGCUUCCUCUGCUUGUGCUUCCUUCUUGCUUUUCCUCAGCUUGCGCUCCUCUGCUUUUGCUUCAUCUGCUUGUGCUUCCUCUACUUGCGCUUCCUCUGCUUGUGCUUCCUCCGCUUGCGCCUCCUCUGCUUUCGCUUCCUCUGCUUGCGCUUCCUCUGCUUGCGCUCCUCUGCUUGUGCUUCCUCUGCUUGUGCUUCCUCUUCUUGCACUUCCUCUGCUUGUGCUUCCUCUGCUUGCGCUUCCUCUGCUUGUGCUUCCUCUGCUUACGCUUCCUCUGCUUGCGCUUCGUGUGCUCCCGCUUCCUCUGCGUGUGCUUCCUCUGCUUGUGCUUCCUCUGCUUGUGCUUCCUCUGCAUGCGCUUUCUCUGCUUGCGCUUCCUCUGGUUCUGACUCCUCUACUUGCGCUUCCUCUGCUUGCGCUUCCUCUGCUUGCGCUUCCUCUGCUUGUGCUUCCUUGCUUGUGCUUCCUCUGCUUGCGCUUCCUCUGGUUGCGCUUCUUCUGCUUGUGCUUCCUCUACUUGCGCUUCCUCGGCUUGUGCUUCCUCUGCUUGCGUUUCCUCAGCUUGCACUUCCUCUGCUUGCGCUCCUUUGCUUUUGCUUCCUCUGCUUGUGCUUCCUCUGCUUGUGCUUCCUCUGCUUGUGCUUCCUCCGCUUGCGCUUCCUGUGCUUGUGCUUCCUCUGCUUGUGCUCCCUCUUCUUGCGCUUCCUCUGCUUAUGCUUCCUCUGCUUGUGCUUCCUCUGCUUGUGCUUCCUCUGCUUACGCUUCCUCUGCUUGCGCUUCAUCUGCUCGCGCUUCCUUUGCUUCUUCCUCUGCUUGUGCUUCCUCUGCUUGUGCUUCCUUUGCUUGUGCUUCCUCUGCUUGUGCUUCCUUUGCUUGCGUUUCCUCUGCUUGUGCUUCUUUUGCUUGCGCUUCCUUUGCUUGUGCUUCCUUUGCUUGUGCUUCCUCUGCUUGUGCUUCCUUUGCUUGCGCUUCUUCUGCUUGUGCUUCCUCUGCUUGCGUUCCUCUGCUUGUGCUUCCUCUGCUUGCGCUUCCUCUGCUCGCGCUUCCUCUAUUUGUGCUUCCACUGCUUGCGCUUCCUCUGCUUGCGCUUCCUCUGCUUGUGCUUCCUCUGCUUGCGCUUCCUCUUUUUGUGCUUCCUCUGCUUCUGCUUCCUUUGCUUGCGCUUCCUCUGCUUGCACUUCCUCUGCUUGUGCUUCCUCUGCUUGCGCUUCCUCUGCUUGCUCUUCCUCUGCUUGUGCAUUGUCUGCUUGCGCUUCCUCUACUUGUGCUUCGUCUGCUUACGCUUCCUCUUCUUGCGCUUCUUCUGCUUGUGCUUCCUCUGCUUGGGCUUCCAUUGCUUGCGCUUCCUCUGCUUGCGCUCCUCUGCUUGUGCUUCCUCUGCUUGUGCUUCCUCUGCUUGCGCUUCAUCUGCUUGUGCUCCUUUGCCUGUGCUUCCUCUGCUUGUGCUUCCUUUGCUUGCGCAUCUUCUGCUUGUGCUUCCUCUGCUUGCGCUUCCUCUGCUUGUGCUUCCUCUGCUUGCGCUUCCUCUGCUUGCUGUUCCUUUGCUUGCGCUUCCUCUGCUUGUGCUUCCCCGGCUUGCGCUUCCUCUGCUCGCGCUUCCUCUACUUGUGCUUCCACUGCUUGCGCUUCCUCUGCUUGCGCUUCCUCUGCUUGUGCUUCCUCUGCUUGCGCUUCCUCUUUUUGUGCUUCCUGUGCUUCUGAUUUAUUUGCUUGCGCUUCCUCUGCUUGCACUUCCUCUGCUUGUGCUUACUCUGCUUGCGCUUCCUCUGCUUGCUCUUCCUCUGCUUGUGCUUCGUCUGCUUGCGCUUCCUCUACUUGUGCUUCAUCUGCUUACACUUCCUCUUCUUGCGCUUCUUCUGCUUGUGCUUCCUCUGCUUGCGCUUCCACUGCUUGCGCUUCCUCUGCUUGCGCUUCUCUGCUUGUGCUUCCUCUGCUUGUGCUUCCUCUGCUUGCGCUUCCUUUGCUUGUGCUUCCUCUGCUUGCGCUUCCUCUACUUGUGCUUCCUCUGCUUACACUUCCUCUGCUUGAGCUUCCUCAACUUUUGCUUCCUCUGCUUGCGCUUCCUCUGCUUGUGCUUCCUCUGCUUGUGCUUCCUUUGCUUGCGUUUCCUCUGCUUGUGCUUCUUCCGCUUGCACUUCCUUUGCUUGUGCUUCCUCUGCUUAUUCUUCCUCUGCUUGUGCUUCCUCUGCUUGCGCUUCCUCUGCUUGCACUUCCUCUGCUUGUGCUUCCUCUGCUUGUGCUUCCUCUGCUUGCUCUUCCUCUGCUUGUGCUUUGUCUGCUUGCGCUUCCUCUUCUUGUGCUUCGUCUGCUUACGCUUCCUCUUCUUGCGCUUCUUCUGCUUGUGCUUCCUCUGCUUGCGCUUCCAUUACUUGCGCUUCCUCUGCUUGCGCUCCUCUGCUUGUGCUUCCUCUGCUUGUGCUUCCUCUGCUUGCGCUUCAUCUUCUUGUGCUCCUUUGCCUGUGCUUCCUCUGCUUGUGCUUCCUUUGCUUGCGCAUCUUCUGCUUGUGCUUCCUCUGCUUGCGCUUCCUCUGCUUGUGCUUCCUCUGCUUGCGCUUCCUCUGCUUGCGCUUCCUCUGCUUGUGCUUCCUUGUUUGUGCUUCCUCUGCUUGCGCUUCCUCUGCUUGCGCUUCUUCUGCUUGUGCUUCCUCUACAUGCGCUUCCUCUGCUUGUGCUUCCUUUGCUUGCGUUUCCUCAGCUUGCUUUUCCUCAGCUUGCGCUCCUCUGCUUUUGCUUCAUCUGCUUGUGCUUCCUCUACUUGCGCUUCCUCUGCUUGUGCUUCCUCCGCUUGCGCCUCCUCUGCUUGUGCUUCCUCUGCUUGCGCUUCCUCUGCUUGCGCUCCUCUGCUUGUGCUUCCUCUGCUUGUGCUUCCUCUUCUUGCACUUCCUCUGCUUGUGCUUCCUCUGCUUGCGCUUCCUCUGCUUGUGCUUCCUCUGCUUACGCUUCCUCUGCUUGCGCUUCGUGUGCUCCCGCUUCCUCUGCGUGUGCUUCCUCUGCUUGUGCUUCCUCUGCUUGUGCUUCCUCUGCAUGCGCUUUCUCUGCUUGCGCUUCCUCUGGUUGUGACUCCUCUACUUGCGCUUCCUCUGCUUGCGCUUCCUCUGCUUGCGCUUCCUCUGCUUGCGCAUCCUCUGCUUGCGCUUCCUCUGCUUGCGCUUCCUCUGCUUGCGCUUCCUUUGCUUGUGCUUCCUCUGCUUGUGCUUCCUCUGCUUGUGCUUCCUCUUCUUGUGCUUUCUCUGCAUGUGCUUCCUCUACUUGUGCUUCCUCUGCUUGUGCUUCCUCUGCUUGCGCUUCCUCUGCUUGUGCUUCCCCUGCUUAUGCUUCCUCUACUUGUGCUUCCUCUGCUUGCGCUUCCUCUGCUUGCGCUCCUCUCCUUGUGCUUCCUCUUCUUGUGCUUCCUCUGCUUGCGCUUCCUCUGCUUGCGCUUCCUCUGCUUCCACUUCCUCUUCUUGUGCUUCCUCUGCUUGCACUUCCUCUGCUUGUGCUUCCUCUGCUUGCGCUUCCUCUACUUGUGCUUCCUCUGCUUACGCUUCCUCCGCUUGAGCUUCCUCUGCUUGUGCUUCCUCUGCUUGUGCUUCCUUUGCUUGUGCUUCCUCUGCUUGUGCUUCCUUUGCUUGCGUUUCCUCUGCUUGUGCUUCUUUUGCUUGCGCUUCCUUUGCUUGUGCUUCCUUUGCUUGUGCUUCCUCUGCUUGUGCUUCCUUUGCUUGCGGAUCUUCUGCUUGUGCUUCCUCUGCUUGCGCUUCCUCUGCUUGUGCUUCCUCUGCUUGCGCUUCCUCAGCUUGUGCUUCCUCUGCUUGUGCUUCCUCUGCUUACACUUCCUCUGCUUGCGCUCCUCUGCUUUUGCUUCCUUUGCUUGUGCUUCCUCUGCCUGCACUUCCUCUGCUUGUGCUUCCUCUACUUGCGCUUCCUCAGCUUAUACUUCCUCUGCUUGAGCUUCCUCUGCUUGUGCUCCUCUCUUUGUGCCUCCUCUGCUUGUGCUUCCUUUGCUUCCGCUUCCUCUGCUUGCGCUUCCUCUGCUUGUGCUUCCUCUUCUUCUUCCUCUGCUUGUGCUUCCUUUGCUUGUGCUUCCUCUGCUUGCGCUUCCUCUGCUUGUGCUUCUUCCGCUUGUGCUUCCUCUUCUUGCGCUUCCUUUACUUGCGCUUCCUCUGCUUGUGCUCCCUCUCCUUACACUUCCUCUGCUCGUGCUUCCUCUGCUUGUGCUUCCUCUGCUUGUGCUUCCUCUACUUGUGCUUCCUCUGCUUGUGCUUCCUCUGCUUGUGCUUCCUUUGCUUGCGCUUCCUCUGCUUGUGCUUCCCCUACUUGUGCUUCCUCUGCUUACACUUCCUCUGCUUGCGCUCCUCUGCUAGUGCUUCCUCUACUUGCGCUUCCUCUUCUUAUGCUUCCUCUGCUUGAGCUUUCUCUACUUGUGCUCCUCUACUUGUGCCUCGUCUGCUUGUGUUUCCUUUGCUUGCGCUUCCUCUGCUUGCCCUUCCUCUACUUGUGCUUCCUCUUCUUGUGCUUCCUCUGCUUGAGCUUCCUCUGCUUGUGCUUCCUCUCCUUGUGCUUCCUUUGCUUGCGCUUCCUUUGCUUGUGCUUCCUCUGCUUGUGCUUCCUUUGCUUGAGCUUCCUCUGCUUUUGCUUCCUCUGCUUGCGCUUCCUCUGCUUGCGCUCCUCUGCUUGUGCUUUGUCUGCUUGUGCUUCCUCUGCUUGCGCUUCCUCUGCUUGCGCUUCCUCUGCUUACGCUUCCUCUGCUUGCGCUUCCUCUGCUUGCGCUUCCUCUGCUUACACUUCCUCUGCUUGCGCUCCUCUGCUUGUGCUUCCUCUGCUUUGCUUCCUCUCCUUGCGCUUCCUCUGCUUGCGCUUCCUCUGCUUGCGCUCCUCUGCUUGUGCUUCCCCUGCUUGUGCUUUGUCUGCUUGCGCUUCCUCUGCUUGUGAUUCCUCUGCUUGCGCUUCCUCUGCUUCUGCUUCCUCUGCUUGUGCUUCCUCUGCUUGUGCUUCCUCUGCUUGUGCUUCCUCUGCUUGUGCUUCCUACGCUUGCCCUUCCUCUUCUUGCGCUUCCUCUACUUGCGCUUCCUCUGCUUGUGCUUACUUUCCUUACGCUUCCUCUGCUUGCGCUUCCUCUGCUUGUUCUUUCUUUGCAUGUGCUUCCUCUACUUGUGCUUCCUCUGCUUGUGCUUCCUCUGCUUGUGCUUCCUCUGCUUGCGCUUCCUCUACUUGUGCUUCCUCUGCUUGUGCUUCCUCUGCUUACACUUCCUCUGCUUCUUCCUCUGCUUGUGCUUCCUAUGCUUGUGCUUCUUCUGCUUGCUCUUCCUCUGCUUGUGCUUCCUCUGCUUGUGCUUCCUUUGCUUGA
Messenger RNA from Closterium sp. NIES-65, 12873 nucleotides. The record is from the annotation of a GenBank genome assembly. NCBI's taxonomy places the organism in Eukaryota, Viridiplantae, Streptophyta, Zygnematophyceae, Desmidiales, Closteriaceae.